GGCAGCCGGCGGGGCCGGGCUGCGAGGGGCGAGCGCCGCCAGCUCACGCUCACGCUCACGCCCUCGGCCGGAGCCGGCCGCUGCUGCCAAACUCGCCCGGCUCUGCGCGGGCAGGCGGCCCCCGCCCGUCCUGCCCCCGCCCCUUUCGCGCGAUGCCGGGGCGGGCGGACGCCGGGCUCCCACCAGCGGGGCACGCGGGACGGCGGCUGCACCCAGCAGGUGGCCGGCGGAUGUAAGGCCCUGAUCCAGGAUGAACGAAUGCCACUAUGAUAAACGUAUGGACUUUUUUUAUAACAUGAGCAACACUGACACAGUAGAUGAGUGGUCAGGGACAAACCUUGUUAUUGUUUUGUGUUUUGGGACCUUCUUCUGCCUGUUUAUUUUUAUUUCAAAUUCACUGGUCAUAGCAGCUGUGGUCAAAAACAAAAGAUUUCAUUUCCCUUUCUACUAUCUGCUGGCCAAUCUAGCUGCUGCAGACUUUUUUGCUGGCAUUGCCUAUGUAUAUUUGAUGUUCAACACUGGCCCUGUGUCCAAAACGCUAACUGUUAACCGAUGGUUUUUGCGUCAGGGGCUUCUGGACACCAGCCUGACAGCUUCUCUGGCUAAUUUAUUUGUGAUAGCUGUUGAGCGACACAUGUCAGUAGUGCGGAUGAGGAUUCACAGUAACCUUACAAAGAAAAGAGUCACUUUUUUAAUUUUAUUGAUCUGGGCCAUUGCUAUUUUUAUGGGGGCUGUGCCUACUUUGGGUUGGAACUGCCUUUGCAAUAUCUCAACCUGUUCUUCCCUGGCUCCUAUUUAUAGCAGAAGUUAUCUGAUAUUUUGGACUGUCUCCAAUCUAGUUGUUUUCUUCAUUAUGGUGGUGGUUUACCUAAGAAUCUACAUGUACGUCCAGAGGAAAACUAAUGUCUUAUCUCCACACACUAGUGGAUCCAUCAGCCGUAGAAGGACACCAAUGAAGCUUAUGAAGACAGUCAUGACCGUCUUAGGUGCAUUUGUUGUCUGUUGGACCCCUGGGUUGGUGGUUCUGUUGCUUGAUGGUCUGAACUGCACUCAUUGUGGGGUUCAGCAUGUGAAAAGAUGGUUCCUUCUCCUGGCCUUGCUCAACUCUGUCAUGAAUCCAGUCAUUUACUCUUACAAAGAUGAUGAAAUGUCCAACACCAUGAGACGGAUCAUGUGCUGCUCUUCUGAUGAUAAAAGCCAGGAGAGACGAUCUUCAAGGAUUCCUUCAACAGUGCUCAGCAGGAGCACAGAUACUACCAGUCAAUAUAUUGAAGACAGCAUUAUUCAAGGGACUAUCAGUGGCAAAGGAAACUCAUGAGCUAACCUGGGAUAUACUUUUCCUAAGAGAUAUGGGGUAGGAGGGGAGUGGCUUGUAACAGGAGAUCAUUUAAUAUGUUCACUCUGUUCCAUAGCCCAAACUCCACAGUGUUACGUGAAGUCCUUGUAAAUAAUUACCCAAAGGGAAAAUACAUUGUAUUGAAGAGAGAAACUUUCUGUGCUGUUUCUUUUAAGUAUAUGAGAUUGUUUUCCCCAUAAGAGGAAUAAACUUGUUGAGAGAGACUUUCUAUGCAUGGAAACAAAAUACAAACAAUAUAAUGGAACUCUCCUUGCUAGACACCUGCAGGAAGAAUUAAUUGCUAAACAAUGCAUUUGUGGCUGUCUGAAGUUAUGUAUUUGAUCAGUUUUUAUGUAUCUCCAAGGGGACAUUUUUGGGGCUGGUAGUCCAGAAAUGUGCCCUGUUUGCUGCCUCUGUUUACAAAAUGUAUAUACUAGUUCAUACAUACCCCUCCCCACACUUCAGCACAAAUAAUUCAAUACUCCCUUAAAACAAGUUAAUGCCAGCAACUUGGCAGUCAAAGGCAAGUCUAUAAUAGCAACCCAUGGUGUGCAUGUGCAACUACCCCCACCAUGGGUUGUUUGCAGGGGUAGAACACUACCAAAAGCACAAGCCAGUACUACUUGAGUGACAGGAGUGAUUGCACUAGCUGGAGGUAAUAAGUCCUUUUCCCCCCACAUCUGGGCCAAAGGGCAGGAUCACUUUGCCAGUGUGUUGCAUGUAAAUUCUGGACAUGAUUGGGUGGGAAAUGUGACUGAAAAUAGAUUUCAGUUUCAAAUUUUUACAACAAAAACGUCAUGAACAAAGCCUGUUUAAUACGAAUGAAUUUAUAUUCUUGCUGUUUUUUUUAAAAAGCCAAGUGUGUUGGAGCGAUACAAGCCAGAAUAUGAAUAGAUCUCUCACACACUAUAUAGAAAUCAGACUGGACCAGAUUUAAUCCUCUGAUUUAGAGCCGAGGAUUUUGAGGGAGAGGCCAUGAGACUGCAGAUAAUGAAGAGUUUAAUAACAUUCUUAUUUUUAAUCUGUGACUAAUCAAAUUUAAUGUGUGGAAUAACUUCCAUUAUUUGUGUUUUUAAAAAUGGCUGUAUUACCUGUGGAUUGCAUUUAGAUCAGGGACAUAUUUAAAGUUCUAGGGCAACUAUUUCAGAAAUGGUCCCUAAUUUUUGCAUGUCUCGGUGUUUGGGAGCCCAACUUUUGAAGCCCCUUCGGCCUGAGUUUCAGAAGUACUGAACUCCGCAAUUCCUUUUAAGGUCAAUGGAGCUGUGGUGCUCAGCACUACAGAAAAUCAGGCCCAAAGAAUCUUAAGCAGAUCAAUCAAAAUCAGAGUGCCUUCAGAGAACAAACUCAAUAGCAGAUGAUGUAAUGUUGAAAGAUAAUGUAACCUAUUAAUCACAGAAUCCUAGACCUGGAAGGGACCUAGUCAUCUAGUUCAGUCCCCUGCACUCAAGGCAGGACUAAGUAUUAUCUAGACCAUCCCAGGUGUUUGUCCAACCUGCUCUUAAAAAUCCCCAGUGACGGAGAUUCCACAACCUCCCUAGGCAAUUUAUUCCAGUGCUUAACCACUUUGACAGUUAAAGUUUUUCCUGAAGUCCAACCUAAACCACCCUUGCUGCAAUUUAAGCCCAUUGCUUCUUGUCCUGUUGUCAGAGGUUAAAAAGAGCAAUUUUUCUCCCUUCUCCUUGUAACAACCUUUUAGGUACUUAAAAACUGUUA
This is a messenger RNA of Dermochelys coriacea (leatherback sea turtle), 3049 nucleotides long. It is a transcript of the gene LPAR3, whose product is annotated as lysophosphatidic acid receptor 3. NCBI's taxonomy places the organism in Eukaryota, Metazoa, Chordata, Testudines, Dermochelyidae. Gene Ontology annotation, molecular function: lysophosphatidic acid receptor activity. Gene Ontology annotation, cellular component: membrane. The record is from RefSeq and is a predicted model, not a curated record. The transcript is spliced from 3 exons. Gene Ontology annotation, biological process: G protein-coupled receptor signaling pathway. The coding region runs from base 251 to 1318 and encodes 355 amino acids.